Molecule: messenger RNA, 1735 nt
Organism: Spinacia oleracea (spinach)
Lineage: Eukaryota; Viridiplantae; Streptophyta; Magnoliopsida; Caryophyllales; Amaranthaceae
Exons: 9
Coding region: 542-1525 (327 amino acids)
Molecular function (GO): hydrolase activity
Source: RefSeq, a predicted model, not a curated record
AAUAUCACUGAUUACAGGUUACACUAGUACCAAAAUAAUCAGGUUACACCAGUACAAAACAACCGAUACAUGAUACCGCAAAAAAAAAACUCUCAACUUACUAGAAUAAAACCCCAAUUUUACUAAAACCCUAGAAAAAACCCCCAAUUGACGAUAAUUUUCAUUACAGAAUUUCUUCAAGAACACAAUUUGAAUAAUCAAUUAAAGAACAUCAACAACAACCCAAUAAAAUUGAAUUACUAAACAAAUUAGAUUUGAAUUACCAACUUGUAGCCAUAUCUUGAAGGAGACUUUCGUUUUUCAACAAAGAAGGAGGAGAAAACGUGUAACUGCGAUGGUUGUAGGAGAGGAAACGACUUUGUCGGAGAGGAAACGGCUUUGUCGGAGAUGAAUAAGCAAGUGAGAGAAGAAGGGCGUGGCGUCGGAGAGAGAGAGCUGCUCAGGGAUGAAGAGAGAGUAGUAACUUUCGAAGUUACUUUAACCCGUGAAUUGACGAUUUUGCCUCGGGUAUGGGCACAAAACAUAACCUCGUAGGAAUGUGAUGUUGUGGAAGCCUAAAUUGCAGCAAUCCGUGUUGUUCUCAAAACAUAAUAGUUGGUUUUCUUCCCAAACUCAUUGUUUAUCGGCAUAUAUGCCUUCCUCCGUUCGUAUCGCUGUUGUCGGAGAUGUCCAUGACGACUGGGAACUAGUGGACGAUUCCAAGGCCCUACAGUUUUUACAGCCGGAUUUGGUGCUUUUUACAGGUGACUUCGGCAAUGAGAAUGUUGAGCUUGUUAAAACUAUUUCAAAUCUAAACAUGCCUAAAGCUGCAAUACUUGGAAAUCACGAUUCCUGGUCUACUCGUCAGUUCAACCACAAGAUGAAAGAUGGAGUUCAGGUUCAGCUGGAAUGUCUAGGUGAAGAGCAUGUUGGAUACAAGCACUUGGACUUCCCUACAUUGAAGCUUAGUGUUGUAGGUGGGAGACCAUUUUCUUCAGGAGGUAAUCAGUUAUUCAGGAAAAAGCUUCUGACUGCAAGAUAUGGAGUCCAUAACAUGAGAGAAAGUGCAGAUAGAAUUCACAAGGCUGCUACUGGGACUCCGGAAGAGCACUUGAUUAUAUUUCUUGCUCACAAUGGGCCAACAGGACUUGGUUCUAGUAUGGAUGACAUAUGCGGCAAAGAUUGGGAGUACGGCGGUGGGGACCAUGGGGAUCCAGAUUUAGAAGAAGCAAUAUCCCUACUAAAACAGAGCAACAAUUAUUCAAUACCUUUGGUUACUUUUGGGCACAUGCAUAAAGAACUGGCAUAUGGAGGCCUCCGGAAAAUGAUAGCAUUUGAUGCUGACAACACCAUGUACUUGAAUGGAGCCAUUGUUCCAAGGGUGAAAUAUCCAGAUUCUGGAGGCUCAGUUCGGGGCUUCACUAUUGUAGAAUUUGCAAGUGGUAAAAUAACAAAGGUCGCAGAAACUUGGGUGUCGGUAAUUGAUGAUAAGAUGUCAUUAGAAGAGGAGCAUGUCUUGUUUAGCAACAACGGUGAAGUCUCUUAAUUAAGCAGAUUCAUCUCACAAGUAACACAAAUUAUUCUAGUAAUGUAAAUUUGGAUAGUUUACUCAGAAUACAAUCAUGUACUGUACUUGUUACGGACUAUAACUCUAUAAGGAGUAUAUAAAAUCACAAUGCUUAUUUGAAAGAAUCUGUCUCACAGGGAAACAACAAAUAUUACAGAUCACUUACUAAUUAUUAUGAUUAUUGAUUUC